This is a messenger RNA of Stylonychia lemnae, 1383 nucleotides long. NCBI's taxonomy places the organism in Eukaryota, Ciliophora, Spirotrichea, Sporadotrichida, Oxytrichidae. The record is from the annotation of a GenBank genome assembly.
AUGUGUGCCAGAAAAAGCUUAUUGAUAGCCCCAUUGCUAUUAGCACUAAUUUCAGGUCGAAGCAUUAAUGUUUUGUAUAGAACAAGAGCUUGGCAGUCAUCUACUGCCUCUGGUGGAGAUGCUGGACGAGCUGUUGAUGGAAACACUUCUCCCAUUUACUCAGAUGGGUCAUGCACUCAUACAAAUUCAGGAGUGGGCAACUGGUGGAUUUCUGAUAUGUACGAUGUCAAACACAUCUAAACAGUAAUGAUUUUCAACAGAGAAGAUGCUGGCCCAGAAAGAUUGACUAACUAUUAAAUCAGAGUGGGAAAUAGCUCAGACCCUGGUUCAAACCCUAUAUGUUUCACAAACUAAGGGACAGGAGGUGGGAUUUUUUCUUGUGAUUAAUGGGGAAGAUAUCUUGCAAUUGUUUUAAAUUCAAACAACCCUCUCACUCUUUGUGAAGUAAAAGCAUUUGAAGGUCCUAACAUUGCUCUGAAUCAUUAGGCUGUGUAAAGUUCAACAUCAAGCGGAGGAGACGCAAACAGACCUAUCAGAAAUAACUUCUUUUCUUCUUACUGGGGGAAGAAUACUUGCACUCAUACAAACUAAGAAUCACAACCUUAUUGGUACGUUGAUCUUGGUAGUGAGUAACUUAUUGCUGGAGUCUCUAUUGCCUCAAGAUGGGAUUGCUGUGGUGAAAGAACUACAAACUAUUAAGUAGUAGUAGGAAACUCAGCUGAUGUCAACUUAAAUACUCCAUGCUCUGGUAACCCAACUAGAGAUGCAGAUGUUUAUUGCGGACUCUCGGGAAGAUUUGUAGGAAUUAAGGCCUCAAAUUAAGUUCUUCAUUUGUGCGGUAUUGCUAUAAUUACUGGAACAGUGGGAGCUCCUACAGGCUAUUGGGAGAUGGUGGGCUCUGGAGAAAAUAUUGUUCACUCCUUUGAAAGAGGGGUUUAGAUGACGGAUGGAACAGAAACAACUACGAGUGAUACUCAUACAGUAUCCAUUUCAAUUGAGUAGUCCUUUUCCUUCUUUAAGAUUGGAGAAUCUUCGGUCUCAAUGGGCUAUGAAUAUUCACGCUCAGUAGCUAGCACAGUUAGAAAAGAUAUUACCAAGCAUGUCACCACUGGUUGUUCAUCAACCUGCAUGACUGACGGCUCUCGCAUUGUUUAUGUUUGGUAAUGGAUGAUGAAGGGAACCAAUGAUUGGGGUGCUGUUGAUGAGAGCUGGAACUUAUUCACUUGCAACUUUGUCUGCAGAUACGAGCCGACAUCACCAAGAUGCCCAUUAACCAAAUGUGCUGAUAAGGAAUGCAACACUUGCACAAAUGGAGUCACCUACAGGGCUUAAGUCUCUUCAAAGAAGCAAUCUUCUUUAAUUUAAUUGUUAGCAGCCCAUUGA